This is a messenger RNA of Urocitellus parryii (Arctic ground squirrel), 1243 nucleotides long. RefSeq names its product COMM domain containing 5 (gene Commd5). Lineage: Eukaryota; Metazoa; Chordata; Mammalia; Rodentia; Sciuridae. Gene Ontology annotation, cellular component: nucleus. The record is from RefSeq and is a predicted model, not a curated record.
AGAGGCCCGUGAGAGUCUGGGGCCACACGGAGGCCGCGCCCAGCUUCUGGCUUGCUGCUGCGGACGGCUCCAGACGUCACUUCCUCUGAGAAGCCUUCCCCUUUUAUCAGGACCCAUGUGGGCCUCUUUUCCACCUGCUCACGGGGUCAUUUCCCUAGCCCCUUCACACCUACUGUCAUUGAUACUUCAAACCAUCAGCAUCCUAAUGGUGGGGUCCACAUGAUCCUUAAGGUCCUAAGGAUGUGGCAGUCACUGGCCUUCCCUCCCCCUUCCCUUCAGGGAACUGUGGCUGGGACCUCCCCUCUGGCUGAUCAAGGAGGAGGAAGCAGUGAUGUCUGCCUUAGGGACUGCAGCUCCAUACCUGCAUCAUCCUGCUGACAGUCACAGUGGCCGGGUCAGUUUUCUGGGGCCCCAACUCCCUCCAGAGGUGGCAGCAAUGGCCCGGUUUCUGGGAGACCUGGACAGGAGCACAUUCAGAAAGUUGCUGAAGCUUGUGGUUAGCAGCUUGCAGGGGGAGGACUGCCGAGAGGCCAUGCAGCGCCUGGGUGCCAGUUCCAGCCUGCCAGAGGAGCAGCUAGGUGCCCUACUUGCUGGCACACACACACUACUCCAGCAGGCUCUCCGGCUUCCCUCUCCCAGCCUGAAGCCUGAUGCCUUCAAGGACCAACUCCAGGAGCUCGGCAUCCCCCAAGACCUGGUUGGGGACUUGACCAGUGUGGUUUUUGGUGGCCAGCGCCCCCUCCUGGACUCUGUGGCCCAGCAGCAGGGUUCCUGGCUUCCCCACAUUGCUGAUUUUAGGUGGAGGGUGGAUGUGGCAAUUUCCACCAGUGCCCUGGCCCGCUCCCUGAAGCCAAGCAUCUUGAUGCAGCUGAAGCUUUCAGAUGGGUCAGCAUAUCGCUUCGAGGUUCCCACAGCCAAGUUCCAGGAACUGCGGUACAGUGUGGCGCUGGUCCUGAAGGAGAUGACAGAUCUGGAGAGGAGGUGCGAGCGCAGACUGCAGGACUGAGCCUCCCUUGUCAGCACUGCAGCUGGUACCAGAAUACAACUUGCAUUUCCUCUAAUUGGAUGCUAGACUGCAUGUCACCCCUUCCCCAGGUUUUUUUGUUUGUUUGUUUGUUUCUGAGUGUGGUAAAUGACAGUCUGGGGUCCAAAUCAGGGCCCUCUGAAUAUGCCUUUGCUCAGCCUGACCCCACUAAGCAUCUGGGCCCUUUUUCUUGUUUGCUUUCAUAAAUGCUGUUUUUAG